Molecule: messenger RNA, 938 nt
Organism: Oncorhynchus nerka (sockeye salmon)
Lineage: Eukaryota; Metazoa; Chordata; Actinopteri; Salmoniformes; Salmonidae
Exons: 3
Coding region: 18-737 (239 amino acids)
Source: RefSeq, a predicted model, not a curated record
ACUAAAGUAUCAUAUGAAUGGCCCAUGUCAUAAAACUCUUAUGUGUUGAUAUAGGCAGCCAUCUUGGUGUUCUAUUAAAUUUAGUGGUACAGUAUCUAUCCUAUACUGCGCUGACAGGAGUGUCUAAAUGGGUUCUUACAGUGGGCUCCGCAGGUAACUUCAUGCAUCUGGUGACCAGUGGAGGGCAGCACCACCUCAUCAGCCAGCCAGCCCAGGUAGCAGUGUUCAGUUCAGCCAACAUCCAUGCCUCUCCCGCACCCUCGGAAAUCCAGCUGCCUCUCAACGCUUCUCAAGUGCCCUCCUCCGUGGUGACCAGCUCUGGGAUCGUGAAGAUCGUGGUACGCCAGUCAAGUAAGGAAGGAGGAGGUGUACCCACCCUGGCAGUGCCCCCUUCUCCACGCGUAGCCCCCCAGGCAUCACCCUCCAUACACCACCAUGCCAAUACCAACAUUGCUCUGAGAUCCCCCCUUGCACAUUGCCACCCCGGACCCGCCACAGCUCAAUACACCCUGGCCCCCCCUAGAACCCCUACGUCGGUCACAAUUAGAACCUCUACCCCAGCCCCUCCUCGUAUCCCUGCCCCUCCUCGAAUCCCUAUCCCAGCCCCUCCUCGAAUCCCUAUCCCAGCCCCUCCUCGAACCCCUACUCCUGCCCCCUUCAGAACCCUACCCCAGCCCCUCCUCGAACCCCUACUCCUGCCCCCUUCAGAACCCUACCCCAGCCCCCAGUCAGCCUGAGCCCCCUUGCCCAGUGCUGAAAGUAGUAAAGGGGCCAGCAGAAACCAGCACAGAACAGAAAGCUCGUCUGAAUUCUUUGUCAACACGUGAGGAGAGCAGCGACACUAAAUCAGCCGUUCCUAAAUCAGGGUCCCAUGUUGGUGGAUUUGUCCCCCCUCGACCUCGGGCACAACCUCGCCCACAUCCUCGCUCCCCCUUCUA